AUGGUUGCAAGAACUCCAACCAGAGGGCGUGGUGGCGGUGGGGGUUUUAGGGGAGGUAGGGGAGAUGGAGGAGGGAGAGGUGGAAGAGGUGGCAGGGGUGGUUUUGGUGGAAGAGGCAGUGAUAGUGGAAUGAAGAGAGGCGGCGGUAGAAGUGGCGGAAGAGGCGGAAGGGGAGGAAGAGGUGGAAGAGGAGGAGGGAUGAGGGGAGGGAGCAAGGUUAUAGUGGAGCCACAUAGACACGAGGGUGUUUUUAUUGCUAAGGGAAAAGAGGAUGCGCUUUGCACCAAGAAUAUGGUUCCUGGUGAAGCUGUUUACAACGAGAAGAGAGUCUCUGUUCAGAAUGAAGAUGGGACGAAGGUUGAAUACAGAGUAUGGAAUCCUUUCCGCUCCAAAUUGGCGGCUGCCAUUCUUGGUGGAGUAGAUGACGUUUGGAUUAAACCUGGUGCUCGUGUCCUUUAUCUUGGAGCUGCUUCAGGAACAACUGUUUCUCACGUAUCUGAUCUUGUUGGCCCUAAUGGAGUGGUCUAUGCAGUGGAAUUUUCUCACAGAAGUGGUAGGGACUUGGUGAACAUGGCCAAGAAGCGGACUAAUGUUAUUCCCAUCAUUGAAGAUGCAAGACACCCAGCCAAGUACAGAAUGCUUGUUGGCAUGGUGGAUGUGAUAUUUUCUGAUGUUGCUCAGCCUGAUCAGGCAAGAAUUUUAGCACUCAAUGCCUCGUACUUCUUGAAAGCUGGAGGCCAUUUUGUGAUAUCAAUUAAGGCAAACUGCAUAGAUUCAACAGUUCCCGCGGAGGCUGUAUUUGCCCAGGAAGUGAAAAAGUUGCAAGCAGACCAGUUCAAACCCAGCGAGCAGCUUCCUUCAAUAUAUUCUGUUUUCCUUAGGUUGGACUGUAUUCAUAGUUCAGGCAUAGCCUCUCACUAA
This is a messenger RNA of Fraxinus pennsylvanica, 921 nucleotides long. Lineage: Eukaryota; Viridiplantae; Streptophyta; Magnoliopsida; Lamiales; Oleaceae. The record is from the annotation of a GenBank genome assembly.